Molecule: messenger RNA, 1959 nt
Organism: Procambarus clarkii (red swamp crayfish)
Lineage: Eukaryota; Metazoa; Arthropoda; Malacostraca; Decapoda; Cambaridae
Source: RefSeq, a predicted model, not a curated record
AUGGAACGGGUGGAAGAGGACAUCCUGCUUGUAACUCAUUGUGUACGUAUGUCCUUUACCCUAAAUAAACAUUAUCAUUGGCGGAACAAAGGUGGAUUUCUUCAAGACGCAAGUAGACAAGUUGCUGCAAGAAGUGCCGCACCAACCAGACUGCAAGAAGUGCCGCACCAACCACACUGCAAGAAGUGCCGCACCAACCACACUGCAAGAAGUGCCGCACCAACCAGACUGCAAGAAGUGCCGCACCAACCACACUGCAAGAAGUGCCGCACCAACCACACUGCAAGAAGUGCCGCACCAACCAGACUGCAAGAAGUGCCGCACCAACCAGGCUGCAAGAAGUGCCGCACCAACCACACUGCAAGAAGUGCCGCACCAACCACACUGCAAGAAGUGCCGCACCAACCAGGCUGCAAGAAGUGCCGCACCAACCAGGCUGCAAGAAGUGUCGCACCAACCACACUGCAAGAAGUGCCGCACCAACCACACUGCAAGAAGUGCCGCACCAACCAGGCUGCAAGAAGUGCCGCACCAACCACACUGCAAGAAGUGCCGCACCAACCAGGUUGCAAGAAGUGCCGCACCAACCACACUGCAAGAAGUGCCGCACCAACCAGGUUGCAAGAAGUGCCGCACCAACCAGGCUGCAAGAAGUGCCGCACCAACCACACUGCAAGAAGUGCCGCACCAACCACACUGCAAGAAGUGCCGCACCAACCACACUGCAAGAAGUGCCGCACCAACCACACUGCAAGAAGUGCCGCACCAACCAGGCUGCAAGAAGUGCCGCACCAACCAGACUGCAAGAAGUGCCGCACCAACCAGGCUGCAAGAAGUGCCGCACCAACCAGGUUGCAAGAAGUGCCGCACCAACCAGGUUGCAAGAAGUGCCGCACCAACCAGGUUGCAAGAAGUGCCGCACCAACCAGGCUGCAAGAAGUGCCGCACCAACCACACUGCAAGAAGUGCCGCACCAACCAGGUUGCAAGCAGUGCCGCACCAACCACACUGCAAGAAGUGCCGCACCAACCAGGUUGCAAGAAGUGCCGCACCAACCAGGCUGCAAGAAGUGCCGCACCAACCAGGUUGCAAGAAGUGCCGCACCAACCAGGCUGCAAGAAGUGCCGCACCAACCACACUGCAAGAAGUGCCGCACCAACCAGACUGCAAGAAGUGCCGCACCAACCAGACUGCAAGAAGUGCCGCACCAACCACACUGCAAGAAGUGCCGCACCAACCAGGUUGCAAGAAGUGCCGCACCAACCAGGUUGCAAGAAGUGCCGCACCAACCAGGUUGCAAGAAGUGCCGCACCAACCAGGCUGCAAGAAGUGCCGCACCAACCAGGCUGCAAGAAGUGCCGCACCAACCAGGCUGCAAGAAGUGCCGCACCAACCACACUGCAAGAAGUGCCGCACCAACCAGGCUGCAAGAAGUGCCGCACCAACCACACUGCAAGAAGUGCCGCACCAACCAGGUUGCAAGAAGUGCCGCACCAACCAGACUGCAUGAAGUGCCGCACCAACCAGGUUGCAAGAAGUGCCGCACCAACCAGGUUGCAAGAAGUGCCGCACCAACCAGACUGCAAGAAGUGCCGCACCAACCACACUGCAAGAAGUGCCGCACCAACCAUACUGCAAGAAGUGCCGCACCAACCACACUGCAAGAAGUGCCGCACCAACCACACUGCAAGAAGUGCCGCACCAACCAUACUGCAAGAAGUGCCGCACCAACCACACUGCAAGAAGUGCCGCACCAACCAUACUGCAAGAAGUGCCGCACCAACCACACUGCAAGAAGUGCCGCACCAACCAGGUUGCAAGAAGUGCCGCACCAACCACACUGCAAGAAGUGCCGCACCAACCAUACUGCAAGAACUGCCGCACCAACCACACUGCAAGAAGUGCCGCACCAACCACACUGCAAGAAGUGCCGCACCAACCACACUGCAGUGGAAAUGA